AUGGAGUGUUUAUUAAACAUUCUUAAUUGUUUUUAUUUUGCAAAACAUUAUUUAAAAUCUGUCUGUCCUAAGGACUCUCAAGAGUUCCUGCGUUGUCUGAUGGACCAACUUCACGAGGAGCUCAAGGAGCCCAUUCCUGAACCUGAGGACCCAAACCAGGCUGUGGCCAUGGAUGACAGUCCCGACGAGGACAACCACAGCCAAUCAGACGACUUCCAGACCUGCGAGUCUUGCGGCUGCAGCGAUCGUGCUGAUAGCGAAGGCCCCAGAGUCCCAGAAGACAUUAAUGAAGCUGAGAUGCUGAUUUCAGAGCAGAUCCAAAACAACCGAGAUUGGCAGAAAGAGAAGAAUCUAAUCAACAACCUGUACCGUGCCGGUUCCCAUGGCGACCUGGAUAAAGACGUGGACACCACCAAUGAGUCGAGGCCAAUCAUCAGCAGCCAAGGAGCCAUUAAAGCUCAGGGCCGAAAUUCUGAUUCAAACCCUGAAAUCCAGGUCAGCAGUACCAUCAGACCACAGAGUCCCAGUGGAAAUGAGGGUGUCACAUCUAGACUGUCCAGCAGUCCUCCCAAAUCCUCAAUGUGGCCAAGCCUGAGCUCUACUCACAAGAAAGUACCCUUGUUCACCCCACCAAAGAGUAAGCGGCAGAGGAAAUAUCGCAGCAUCAUCUCUGAAGUGUUCGACGGCACCAUUGUCAGCUCAGUUCAGUGCCUGACCUGUGACAGGGUUUCAGUGACUUUGGAGAACUUCCAGGACAUCUCUCUGCCCAUCCCAGGGAAAGAGGACCUUGCCAAGCUGCACUCUUCCUCCCACCAGACGGCUCUAGUCAAGGCUGGUUCGUGUGGAGAAGCCUACGCCCCUCAAGGCUGGAUUGCUUUCGUCAUGGAAUAUAUCAAGAGUUGGUUCUGGGGGCCUGUGGUCACGCUGCAGGACUGUCUGGCUGCUUUUUUUGCAAGGGAUGAACUAAAAGGAGACAACAUGUACAGCUGUGAAAAAUGCAAGAAGUUACGGAAUGGAGUCAAAUUCUGCAAAGUUCAGAGUUUGCCAGAGAUUUUGUGCAUUCAUCUCAAGCGCUUCAGACACGAACUUAUGUUCUCCACCAAAAUCAGCACUCAUGUGUCCUUCCCUUUGGAAGGCCUCGAAAUGCAGCCCUUCCUGGCCAAGGACUGCUCCGCCCAGACCACCAACUACGACCUGCUGUCAGUCAUCUGUCACCACGGCACUGCCAGCAGUGGCCACUAUAUUGCCUAUUGUCGGAACGAGCUGAACCAGCAGUGGUACGAGUUUGAUGACCAGAGUGUUACUGAGGUGUCUGAGUCCUGUGUUCAAAACGCUGAGGCAUAUGUGCUCUUUUACAAGAAGAGUAACGACGAGACUCAGAAGGCGAGGCGGAAGGUGUCCAGUCUGCUCAACAUGAUGGAGCCAAGCCUCCUGCAGUUCUACAUUUCUCGCCAGUGGCUGAACAAGUUCAAAACCUUCGCUGAGCCAGGACCCAUCUCCAACCAUGACUUCCUGUGUGCCCACGGCGGUGUUCCUCCAAAUAAAGCCUCAUUUAUUGACGAUCUGGUUAUGAUGCUUCCCCAAAAUGUAUGGGAUCAUCUGUAUAGCAGGUACGGAGGCGGCCCCGCUGUCAAUCACUUGUAUGUCUGCCACACCUGCCAGAACGAGAUCGAGAAGCUGGAGAAACGCCACAAGAAUGAGCUGGACAUGUUUGUUCGGCUCAACAAGGCGUUUCAGGAGGAGGAGUCUCCUGUGGUGAUAUACUGUAUCAGCAUGCAGUGGUUCCGGGAAUGGGAAGGUUUUGUCAAAGGCAAGGACAUUGACCCACCAGGACCAAUUGAUAACUCCAAGAUUGCUGUAAAUAAAAAUGGACACAUCGCAUUAAAGCCAGGUGCUGAUUCAGGUCAGAUAUCUGAAGAGACCUGGAACUUCCUCCAUUCCAUCUACGGAGGAGGGCCAGUGGUGACCGUGCGGCCCAGUGUCAGCCAUCAGGAGGCCGAAACAUCUCAAGCAGAGGAGAAGAUCGAAGUGGAGACACGUUCAGUGUAGUUUUGCUGAGAUGCUGCUAGACCACAAGGCGACCUAGAAACACUUAUUAUUUUGCACUUCACUUUUGUUUUCAAGCGUUCAAGUAAAGGACCUACAGCUUCACCUCAGCAUACACAUCUCUGCCACACUCUCGAUACCCUUUAUGACUGUUCUUUAUAGCAGAUGGAUGGAUUAAACAUCCUCCAGUGUGCUUUCUUUGUAUAUAACAUACAUAUCCACUUCCUCUUGACACUAGAAACCAAGUAGACUUAAGGCACAUUUUCACAGUUCAUUUGAUUUCUAUGUGCAGCUGCGUUCAUGACAGAUUUUGCUUCACCCAAGCCAAAUAGAACAUGAUUUGUGUACACCGAAAAUGAAUUCCACUGCAUCUAGAUAUUUUUGAGGUACUGCCUCAAUUAAGAAAAUGAAAGAACAUGUUGUCUUAGUGGAUGAAAUCUUCAUGUUUUGGGUAUGAAGGGAUACUAAAUGCUACGUAGUCUCAGGAAAGAACUUAUUAUUUUUUGCACUGUACUGUAGAUUCAAAAGCGUGCAUGCUUCAGCUCUGAUGCUCGAUAUGUAUUUGAAUGUACUAGUACUUAAAGAACACGUUUCUGCACUAAAUGUUAUUUAUUCCAGAGGGGUAUGAUCAUUCUGGCAUUCAUGAACGUUUUCUUUGUUCGAAAAUGAUUCGACAAGCUAAAUCGAAGCAGAAUGCACGCUAAUUGGAAUGAUGUGGCACAUUACGCUGGCAAGAAAAUCGAUUCCUCAUUUCUAUUUGUGCUGCAUAGCUGUGCCGCUGGGUUGCAUGGAGAUGCAAACAAUUUGAACACAUCAAUGGCUGUCUUGUUUAAAAAUGCUAUGUAAAAGGAAAUCCGAUCAAUUAAAUCCUCCUGCCUCAUGUGUACAUUCAAGGCAUUAUUUAAUGUAUAGAAGGAUGUGAAGUCAUUUGUCAAUAUUAAUUGUCCGCAGAGAUUAAAGCUGUAUCUGAGUGGCUAUUAAAUCCUAAACGUAUGCUGUCGAUAUCUGUCAUCAUUC
Messenger RNA from Sinocyclocheilus grahami, 3063 nucleotides. Its product is annotated as ubiquitin carboxyl-terminal hydrolase 33-like. The record is from RefSeq and is a predicted model, not a curated record. The coding region runs from base 1 to 2049 and encodes 682 amino acids. The transcript is spliced from 16 exons. Gene Ontology annotation, biological process: protein deubiquitination. NCBI's taxonomy places the organism in Eukaryota, Metazoa, Chordata, Actinopteri, Cypriniformes, Cyprinidae. Gene Ontology annotation, molecular function: cysteine-type deubiquitinase activity.